AUGGUAAUAGGGGGCAUACACUGGCAGGCCGGCGACGAAGCCGUAAUGGCGGAACAAGAUUACGGAUCAAUGCUGGAAAUGUUCAGACUGGUAGCUCAAAAACAUGGCGUAGUGAAUAAGGUUGUUUCUGUGCCCAACCAUCCGUCGUCCGACGAGGAACUGGUGAAUCUCUAUGCCAAUGCCAUCAGCAGCAAAACAAAGCUUUUGAUGAUCUCGCAUAUGAUCAAUAUCACCGGUCAUAUUCUACCCGUUCGAAAAAUUUGCGAUAUGGCGCAUAGCAAGGGGGUAGCUGUAAUGGUAGACGGCGCCCAUGCUUUUGCACAUAUUAAAUACAAAAUAUCCGAUCUCAACUGCGAUUAUUAUGGUGCCAGCCUGCACAAGUGGCUAAGUACACCGCUGGGUGCCGGUAUCUUGUACGUAAAGAAAGGGACAGCCGCCAAUGUGUGGCCCCUGCUGGCAGAAGGCGGCAAAGACGAUAACGAUAUCAACCGCUUAAACCAUAUUGGUACCCACCCGGUACAUACUGAUUUGGCCAUUGCCGAUGCCCUUGAUCAUUACAGUAAAAUUGGUGCAGAAAGAAAGGAGGCCAGAUUGCGUUUCCUUCAAAACUACUGGACCAGCAAAGUGCGCAGUAUCCCCAACGUAGUGGUGAACACGCCUGCAGAAGCAGCCCGCUCCUGCGGCAUUGCCAAUGUGGGCAUUAAAGGAAUGAAGCCCGCGGUGCUGGCAGAAACCCUUAUGAAAAAAUACAAAAUCUACACUGUGGCCAUUGACUAUGCAAAUGUGCAGGGUUGCCGUAUUACGCCCAACCUGUAUACCAUGCCCAAUGAACUGGAAGUGCUGGUGAAAGCGCUGACCGAGCUGGCUGAAAAAUAG
This is a messenger RNA of Ostertagia ostertagi, 876 nucleotides long. The record is from the annotation of a GenBank genome assembly. NCBI's taxonomy places the organism in Eukaryota, Metazoa, Nematoda, Chromadorea, Rhabditida, Trichostrongylidae.